AUGCUGUUGGGGGAACCUCUGAGAUAUGAAGCUUCAUUUCCCCGGCAUGGUCUUACCAGCCUCUGUCCCAGUCACGAAGAGGUAUUUGGCGAGAUAUACACCUCUGCCGCAAUGCUCGAAGCGUACAAAGCCAUUCCACAACCUAGCCCUCCCCAAUCCCCUGACGACCCUGUGGAAAGCAUGGUAAUGGCCAUAAUGGAAUGGUCGGACGCUACACAUCUUGCUCAAUUCGGCACAGCUUCGCUUUGGCCUGGAUAUACGUUCUUUGGCAAUCAUCCCAAGGAAUUUCGAGCCAGGCCUUCGUCAAAUGCUGGUUUCCAUCAAGUAUAUUUUGCCACUGUAUAUAAUUUGCUCUAUUUUGUUCGCAAACUCACAGUCUUGCAGCUUCCCGACUCCAUCCGGGACACAUAUCGUACACAUUACGGCUGCAACAUGUCGGAUGAAGUCUACAAGCACCUGAAACGCGAGUUGAUGCACCGUAUCUGGGAGCUCCUUCUUUCAGACGACUUCCUCGAUGCCUACGACAACGGUAUCAAAAUCCGAUGUUGGGACGGAAUUGUUCGUCUGGUCUUCCCCCGAUUCUUUAUCUAUGGCGCGGAUUAUCCUGAGAAAGUUCUGCUCGCUACCAUUCGGAGUAUGGGCAGUUACCCUUGUCCGCGCUGUUUAAUCGAGAAACGACGAAUCUCUGAAACUGGUACCGCAAAUGACAUGAAGCGGCGACAAUCAAUUCGAAUCGAUGAUCAUCCUCGACAACAAACUAUCGAGGAUGCGCGUCGCGCUGCGUUUGAUAAUGGCUUUGCUAUCGGUGGCUCGAAUUCAGCUGUCGAUAAAAUGCUGAAAGGGAACUCCUGGGUUCCCGUUCGUAAUGCUUUUUCAAAGCUUAACACGGCCAAGACUCCCUUCAAUUUCUACACUAUGUUUGUCCCGGACCUGCUCCAUGAAGUCGAACUUGGGGUUGCUAAAGCUAUAAUCACUCAUCUAAUCCGGAUGCUUCAGACAUUCAAACAGUGCAUCCUUCCUGUGGUCGACGGCUUGUUUCCUCUUCACCAGCAGCUCAUUGAUCGACUAUGCUUCGAACUCGUCCUCUGGCACGGAUAUGCGAAACUUAGGAUGCAUACCACGACAACUCUCAAGUUAUUCAGGACUGCAACCACCAAUCUUCUGGCUACCAUCCGACGAUUUGCUCGAGAGACUGCCAGUGUACAGACGUACGAGUUACCUCGUGAGGAACGUCGAAGGGUCAACCAAGCCUCUAAAGCCGCGGCGGCGGCAGCGGCGGCAGCCACAGUUGCUGCGCGGACAGCAACACCAGCUCAAGAAUCAGUAUCUGCCUCCCCAGACCCAAUUCCUGCUGUUUCAGCUUCUUUCAACCUGGACGCAACCUCGAAACCAACCUCGAAAGCGCCCAGGAAAGCGAAGCCAAAACCGAAGCCAAAACCGAAGCCCAAGCCCAAAUUGAAGCUCAAAUCCAAGGUGCAGGGCCCUUCCAGUGGUGUGGCGCUGUUGGCGGACACGAACGGUGGCCAGUCAACCCCGAUAACUGACGGCUUUGGCCAAUCAACUACAGUUCUCGAGCCCUCUUCUUGUUCUGCAACGCUAUUAGCGAGCCCCAAUAACGACAACUUGCCUUCUGCAGCGGGCCCAUCGACACCAAGUAUCGACUAUCCUUCUGUCCCCGCUGAACAGAGCUUGUUGACCGCACCGGAUUCAUCAACUCCCCUCCCGAAUACGCUGUCCGGAUCUCUGCCUGCUCUGCCCAAGAAAAAAAAGGGAGAGAAGGUCGAGAAAUCUUUCAAUUUGAUUACGGAGCCAGGCAACAAAUAUCGUGCAGUUUACCCAGGUGGUGGCCCAUCGGGACACCCCAACUUCAAGCCAGACACAAUUGGGCGGCGGGUUUGUUGA
Molecule: messenger RNA, 1902 nt
Organism: Mycena indigotica
Lineage: Eukaryota; Fungi; Basidiomycota; Agaricomycetes; Agaricales; Mycenaceae
Exons: 6
Coding region: 1-1902 (633 amino acids)
Source: RefSeq, a predicted model, not a curated record